This is a messenger RNA of Panicum hallii, 839 nucleotides long. RefSeq lists its product as uncharacterized. The transcript is spliced from 3 exons. Lineage: Eukaryota; Viridiplantae; Streptophyta; Magnoliopsida; Poales; Poaceae. The record is from RefSeq and is a predicted model, not a curated record. Bases 6 to 839 code for a protein of 277 amino acids.
UGGCCAUGGCACGCCGUACUCGAAAAUGGGGUGGGUCGGUUCCAAUGCAUCGUGUCAUUUUGAGGGAUAGGGAAGCAGCGUGGGCCGAGCUUCACAAGCGUUAUUUCGCAGAACAUCCAAUGUUCGAUGAUGCCACAUUCCGGCGCCGGUUUCGGAUGAAGAGAAGCUUAUUCAAUAGGAUAUAUGAGAAGCUUGCCGCUAAGAACGAAUAUUUCCAGCAGAGACCGGAUGGCAUUCGACGCUUGGGUUUUCAUGGCAAGCAUAAGUGCGUCGUGGCUAUGCGAAUGCUUGCCUAUGGCACUAUAGCCGACUCCCUUGAUGAUGGGUAUGCCAUGGCAGAGAGUACCGUGUUGGAAUGUGUUAAGGAGUUUGCUAGCACGGUCAUUGCUGAGUUUGAAGAUGAUUACCUGCGACCACCUAACCAGGCUGAGCUGAAUCAAUUCUUUGUGAAUGGAAAUAAGUAUGACAUGGCUUAUUAUCUAGCUGAUAAGAUAUAUCCUGAUUGGGCGACGUUUGUUAAAACUAAGAGUGACCCUAUGAAUCCCAAGGACAGUACAUUUGCUGAAGCUCAAGAAGCUGCAAGAAAGGAUGUGGAGCGCUGUUUCGGUGUUCUUCGGUCCAAGUUUCGGAUUAUUCAGCAAGCAGGCAGACUGUGGAGUCCUCAGGAUAUGAAUACUAUAAUGCGGGCAUGUAUCAUUCUUCACAACAUGGUUAUAGAGUCGGAGAGAGACAUGGAGACAGAUGAGAACGAGUUUCGUGAGGCCAAUGACCCACCAAUGGUCAGGGACAGAACAGUUGCCGAACUCAAUGACUUCAUGGCUGCAUACUAUAAGAUCUAG